Messenger RNA from Gambusia affinis (western mosquitofish), 2892 nucleotides. RefSeq names its product sodium- and chloride-dependent taurine transporter-like. Lineage: Eukaryota; Metazoa; Chordata; Actinopteri; Cyprinodontiformes; Poeciliidae. Gene Ontology annotation, molecular function: taurine:sodium symporter activity. Gene Ontology annotation, biological process: taurine transmembrane transport; sodium ion transmembrane transport. The transcript is spliced from 3 exons. The record is from RefSeq and is a predicted model, not a curated record. Gene Ontology annotation, cellular component: membrane. The coding region runs from base 1092 to 1487 and encodes 131 amino acids.
AAAAAUGUCCAUUGGGAUUUAAAUAUGAAUAAUUUCUAAUGCCAAAUUAAACAAACAAAUGCCAAGCUAAAUAGAUUGCCAGUAACAAUAGAGGAAAAAAUGAUGGUUCUUUUUUUAAAGUUAUCUGCUUCCAACUUCAGAGGUUGAACACUCAAAUUCCAACUUCACCAAUCACAUUUCAGUUCACAUUUUAAAAUGUCUACUAUUCAAAGAUAAGUUCCUUUAAGAUUUACUUUUACAAACAAAAAAGGCUAUUUAUAUCGAAUAAAAAAAGAACUAAACAAAUAAUUAUGAAGAAAUUAAUAAGUGAUUAAUUUCUGAUACAGAUGCUCCUCGGUUAUAGGAAUCAGCCUAACUGGAAAUAUGCUCUGUGUUUUAUUAACUUACAAAACAUGCUAUGUUUUAUUAACUUAACAUGGAUACAUGACCGGAACAAAUGAAGUUGGGGGAAAUGACUAAUAAUCAGAAUGCUAAAAACAUAUUUAGCAUUCCUAAAUACUUUUGAAGUAAUUGUGUUUUAGUGUAUUUGUUCACUUACUGGACAUUAUGAUAACAUCGACCUUUUUUGCUUUGUCUAACAAAAUGGGUUCAAUUAUGGAAAUUAGAGUUAUUUAUUUGAUGCUAUUUAAUAGUAAGUCUUAUGCAAAUAUACACAAAUGUAAUAAAAUUAAAAAAAUUAAAGAAAUAAAAAUUUUACCAAACAAAAUUUAAAUACAACCAAGCACAUUUAGCUCACUGGUAAAUGGCUGUAAGUUCAUCCCAGGUGACUUCAUCACUUCAUUAUAAGUUCACCCAGAGAAAAUAGCUGAUAACCUCCUGAGACAAGCCCAUUACUGUUUAUAGCCUAUAUAUUCAAAACAUGACCUAGUGGAAAAAUUGUGCUGCAGUUUAUAGUAAACAGCAGAGAUAAGGGUCCAUAAAUGUGCUAAUCUCUGCAUGCGGUUAUGAAGGUCACUUUGUGAUCAGAAACAAUGCACAGAAAUGUCAAAUGCUGUUUUGUUAUUUAGCAGAAAUACACAGCAUGCUCAUGGCUUAUUACAUUUUCUUUGCACCAUUUAGGAGCUGAUAAUUUCUACGAUGCAGUCGAAGAUAUGAUUGGCUACAGACCAAACCCGUGGAUGAAAUGGAGCUGGACCUUCAUCACUCCUGUCCUCUGCAUGGGUUGCUUUGUUUUCUCCCUGGUAAAGUACAAACCACUGACCUACAACAAGGUGUAUGAGUAUCCCGAGUGGGCCAUUGGCCUGGGCUGGUGUUUGGCUUUGGCCUCUAUGAUCUGCAUCCCAAUGGUGAUGGUCAUCAAGAUCUUGCAGUCAGAAGGACCUCUCAUAGAGAGGAUCAAGGCAGUGGCGGCCCCGGCAAAGUCAGGCGUGAGCUCUCGCCCGAAAGAGUACAAUUUGAAGAGCAGCGAGCUGACACAGCCUCUGGACCCGAACGGGAACAAUGGCUUGAUCAAGCCCACUCACACCAUUGUAGAAACAAUGAUGUGAGCGCUCUCUGUGAGAGGAAUAAGAUUGAUGUGCUUACUGUGUUAUUAUAUUUUGCUAACUUUGAUAAGGGUAGGUUUACAUUGUCCAAUAUAUUCGUAUUAGAGAUAUCAUGGUUUGAUUUCUGUUAAGAGAUAUAUUUUAUUGUUAUAAUUGUUUUUCUCUUGUAAUUUUUUUUUACUCUACUGACUUUGACAAUGUUACAAAUGUUGCUGUAGUUCGCACUGAUCUCAGUUAAAGCAGUAUUUUUAAAUAGAACCUGUUCAAUGUUUACUACUUUUCUGUUGAUUCCGAGGAGAUGAAGAAUUCGAAGAAGGCACAGGAAAUACUGUAACUCACUUCUCAUGAAUUUAAGUCACAAAGUGGGCAAUUUGCUGAAAAAUGACUGAAACUAUCUAAAUUAUUCACGUGAUUGUGAUUUCUUAUACAAAAUGCUCUCAGAUUUCAGUUGUUCAGACCAUAACAGAGACAACAUGGGACAUAAACUCCUUCAGUUACAGAAUAAACAAGGCCUUGGCUUGUUCAAACAAAAAUGCAGCCUAAAAAGAAAGUAAAAUAUUUUUAAAAGAAAGAGAAAAAGAGUUGAGAAAGAAAAAGUAAAGGGAAGAGGUGUUUUUAGAGUAUGUGUAUCCUGCCUCUGUGACUUCUUAGUCAGCCCCAGUGCAUUUAUUGAAACCUUUCUUUGCACUUUAUGUCGUAUCACCUUUAAUGUAGAAUUUUCUCUUAUUUAAGAGAAAAUGUUUUUAGCUUUUAACUUUUUGAUAUUAACUUUGACACAGAGCAUCUAGUUUUUGGCCUGCUAAAAAUAAUGACAGAGUAGGACUGUAUCAAAUACUCAGAUUUUUAAAAAAUCAUUAGCGGGCUCUGUGAAGACGUCGUUUUGUCAUGUUACUUUUAUUCUGAAAUACCUGACAGUUAUCUCCAUUUUGCUGAUUUCAGCAGCAGGUUUGCUCUACGGGACAUCUGGAUUGCAGCCUGUAAUACUAAACUGUGUUUGUGUUUUAGAAUUGAAACUGUUAAAAAUUCACAUAUGCCUUUUUCUGACAAUUUUUCACUGUGCAUCACCUGAACAUCAUCACAGAAUCUACUGAAAUGUGUUUCUCCAGGAUAGACCAUCUAGAAUCUUUACUGCACCUCUUCAGUGUGCAACAACGACAUAUAAAUUGCAUCCUUUGCCCAUUGAAAAUACAUGAUAAUUUUGACUGAUUGGCUGAUGCAACUGGAUACAAAGCUUAAAAAAAAUAAUUGUUUUCCUCAAACGUGUGCAAGAGCCACUGGAUUAUCUUGCUGCUUUUGCUACUUGGAAACUCUGAUGUACCAAAGCAUUUCUUUUUGUCUCAAAGUUAUCCCCUUCAAGAUGCAUAUUGCAUCAUGUCUAUAUAAAUAAAAUAAACAUAUUUUCCUUGGA